Trypanosoma grayi is the source of this 4056-nucleotide messenger RNA. RefSeq lists its product as hypothetical. NCBI's taxonomy places the organism in Eukaryota, Euglenozoa, Kinetoplastea, Trypanosomatida, Trypanosomatidae. The record is from RefSeq and is a predicted model, not a curated record. The transcript has a single exon. Bases 1 to 4056 code for a protein of 1351 amino acids.
AUGCUGACUGCACUGCACAUAACGUUGCCCAAGGCGGGCACACAUCGCAACGGUUACCAGCAGCAUGAUCAGAAGCACCUUCCGAACCGAUGCCUCUUAGUGAAGGAAGCUACGUGUGAGGCGACCCUAAUCUCUACAGAGGCCUCACGCAAGUAUGCAGAUGACGCUGCAUGUGAGUUACACAACGCAGGCACUCGCUUUCGCUUUGAUCACGUCACUAUUAGUCCUCAUCACGGUAGUAUCUUCGUAGCCCAAGUAGCCCCUCUGCUGUAUGAUUUGUGCCGUAAUUUUUUUCUCACAUCGCAUCUCAGCGGCCCAGUCUCGGAAGGGAAAUCGAUGACGGGUAUCGAUACCAGCAGGUCUGGUAGCACGCAACAAAGAUGGGAUAGUGUGUCUAUGGGAUCAUACAAAGAGUUUCCGGGGAAACUACGCUCGCUGAGUCGCACAAUCUUCAUUUGCGGCAGUCAAUCCGCUACAGAUCGCCGCGCAUUGUUUCUGCAUUUGGCCAAAGCAACCGCCCAAGCACUGCUGCAGCAAACUGACGCCUCAAGUUCCCCGUCGCAAGAAAGGGGCUCGUGUGAUGUUUCAUUCUCCCUGGUAGACUUGUACCAUGCGUGGGGAGUGGGAGAUGUAUUGGACCCCAACGCCGUAUUGCAUCAUAGCGACCAGCUGGAUCGCCUCAGGCGAGAGAAGCCGCGGCGCUUAGUCAACGAGCCCAAAGGUAUCGCUUUUGUGGAACCGACACGACAGACACUUAAAGGUCGGGAUAAUGCCUCACUAAGUAUUCUUCGAGCCAUGCAACGUACUGACGCACCACGUGCGUUGCGCACGGAUGCUGAAAAGGCGGACCACGCCAUCAAGUCGACAUUGGUGCUCACUUUUACCAUUUCACGGACUUCAGGGGGUGGGGUGGCGGUAAGGCAUGGCUCUGUGCGGAAGCCCGGCGCUGAACAACAGCAGCAAGGAACCCGUUUGUUUGAGGCGAAACUUCACCUUACACUUCUUCCCGACAGCACCGCUGCAGCGCAUGGGCAGCAGGUUGCGAGGGAACUGGGGGCUCUGGCGAGCGCAUUGCAGGCCUGCGCCCAGUGGCAAGACGAAGGGAGUGCGAUGACGGCAGUGAAGCAUAGGGAUCCACUCUCAGCACCAGUCUCACCAUCGACGAAUGUGUCUUGGGCGCCGCUGCGGGAGUCACCGCUUCUUCUUUACCUGUUCGAGUCUACCAUGUACUACGCCCGUCAGACGGAACGAAGCCUGCGCCAACUGCGUCUGGCGGACGAACGGCGCCGAUUAAAUGACAGCGAGUCGAGGUCGGUGAGUGUUAACACCUCUACACAGUCUCGCAGUACGGCAAAAAGUCCGUCUACUGGUACAGCUCUCUCAGCUGAGCAUGGGUGGUGGUUGGGGGCAGAUGCCAGUUGCAGUCACGUUAUCGCCUGCAUCGCUGCGGGCAUUGGCAAAUGUCUUCUUGUUGUGUGCGUCAACUCUGGGUGGGAUCAAUAUUUCCAGGCGCGCAGCGUGUUUCUGUUUGCACAACGGGCGACAAAUCAGUUAGGGUCACUCCGCACAUUGCCGGAGUCUACGAGUGAAGAAGGGACACCGGGUUCGGUAGCAAAGCCGCGAUCUACAACAAAGAUUUGUUCACCGUACGCACGACAUCACCAAGAGCAACAGCAACACCAACAAGAGGAGAUGUUUCUCACACUUCAACAAACCUUGGAGGAAGUAGAAAACCCGUUGUGGUCGACGCCUCAACGAAGAGAAAACACGGAGCCUAGACACGUGCGGGAGGAAGAGUCCCCAAUCAGUGCCAGGGCCCCCUCAGAUGUGCCUAUACAAGAGGAAGAUGGUGAGGAUGGGAGUGAGGACGGUCGUGGUUGCAAUAACAACAAUAAAAGUUACAACUGUGUUGUUCUUGAGAACUGCUCUCCGACGUUGCUACCGAUCAGAAGAGAGACAAAUGCUGUUCGACAGCGAGGGGCAACGCAGGCAGCUUCGGCCUCACGAGGGAGUGGUCUGCAUGUCUCAUCAUCACAGAAAAACGUGUGUCAAUAUUCAGUGCAGAAGCUCUCUCCGUGCGGCGCGGCGCAGGGAAGUGGAGCAGCAGCUGUUGUUGGCGCCUUGGCGUCUAUGCAUCCAUACGCUCCACAGGAAGAUGCGGUGGAGCACGACACUAGCACGGCGUAUCUGCACACUGGAGCUGCCGCUACUACUCCUACAUUGCAACAAGGCCAGCGACCACGCAACGUCGAGGUUGUACACGCCAGUCAGGCCCUUCCGCUCGAAGGUUUGUGUAGUGGCUCGUCGCAUCUGCCCAAUGAAACGCAGUCGGGUCUGUCUCAGGGGUCUCCUAAGAAUCUAAUGAAUGUGACACCGCUACAGCAGCAAUUGCAACUCCACCAGCAGCGGGAGGUCUUCCUGCUCGGGGAAAAUGAGCGGCUUCGCGCCCUUGUUGCCAAACUUGCGUCCCAGCAGGCUGCUGCCGUGCCUGAAGAACAGCGGGCUACUGGAAUAGCGGAUGUCCGUGAUACCGUGCCCGUACAGUUGCGGGCGGUCGUGCGUUCGGUUGAACUUCAAGGGCUGCAGGAGGAGUUGGUUGCUACCACCAAAAGAGCACGAGUGCUGAGGAGGACGCUCUCGCGUUCCAUGGAAGAAAACCGCAAGAUGCGUCGUGUAAUUCAUUCUCAAUUGCGACAAUGUCUUUUUGAACUCCCGCGCGUCGUUCGCGAGGCGGUGGCAGAGCGAGGCGCCCCGUCACCCACAGUUAUGGAAGAGAAGCUGUAUCGCUUGGAGAAACUGUUGGAGAUUACUGCAGACCGCGUGAUGCGAUCGGUGCGUGAGGACGUGGGUGAAGGAGAGGAACCGAACGAUUAUGACGAUGACGAAGAAGAAAAGAACUUUGAGCCGAGACGGAGGCAGCAGCGGCACCGUUGCGUCAGAAGUGGCACCCGGACAAUGGGGGACGCUGAUCCCCAAACGAAUGACGCGGCGCGUCGGCGCCAACAGACAUUUCAGGCGCCCGUUGCCGGAAGAGUGACGCAGAACUCAGGUGUGGGCAAGGAGGUUGAUGCGCAGGUGGUGCAGUUGCUCCGAGUUGCUUAUCGUCUGUUUCUCAGCGAUACUUCACCUGGUGACAAAAAGAGUAGAGGGAUGCGAAAUGACGAUGCCGAUGAAGCCGACCUGAACGAAUUAUGCAACGAAGACAAAAAGGUCGGCAAUGCCAGUAGAGUGCGACGGAGUUUGUCGAAAAGUGUAUUGGAGAUCUUAUCGCCCCGCCAGAAGCAGGAGGAGGAUGGCGAAAGGAAGGCAGUACGUGAAGGAGCGUUUGACGAAGAGGUGUCUGGUCGCCGAACGCCUAGGCGGGACUUCUGUUGGCGGUGCCGUGUGUCUGUGUGCACACGCCAGAACGCGGUGUACGCGACCUUUUUAGAUUUGGUGCGCUCGCUUUGCGAUCGUAUCCGAGCGGACGGAACUCUUGAUCGCGGUCCGCUAGCCCCGUGCAGCGAAGCAGAGGAGACGGAGCACAAUCGUGACUACAGAGAAACAAAGCGGCGUGGACCUUUACCACUGAACUCUCGCUCCACUGAGUGGCCGGGAGACGAUUUGCCACAAAAUGGCGGGGAGUCCUUGCUGCUGCAAGCACGUCGACUGACCACCGCGUUGAAGCAGCGCACUGACACACAUGAACGUGAACAGGCGAUGGUGCAGCAACUGCAGGGUGAGUUGGACAAGGAGCGGGAGUGGCGUAGGCAGCUCCAAGACGAGUUGCUGCGACUUCGCCUUCGGGUCAACAAAUACGAAUCGAAGCUUAACUUCAUUGACGAAACGGUAAAGCCGAAGUUGUCCAGCGACAUUGUACAGUUGGAGAAGAUGAUGUCGGAGCGCAGAAAGCAACACGAUUUGGAGCGGCAGCAGCGAGCACUCUUCGUGUCUGAGGUACAGAAGCGACUUGAGCGUGUCGCUGUGGAAGCCGAUGUGAACUCUUUUCCUUAUUCGUCUUCGUGUCAUUUCUCUCCACGAGAGGAUGAGAGGUGUCAAGACGGCUCUGUAGAGUAG